CAUUUGCAUGGUCUGCGGUGGAGGAAACCAGACAAAUAUCCCUGCAGAGAAGGGCAUGGGGGAUUAUUUUUGGCAGAUGCGGUGUGUUUCUAUUUUUGCGCUUUGCCUUUGACUCGGGAAGCAGUCAGUCUGAGAUGGAAAAAAGAGAAAAGAAACAGUGUGUGUUCCAUAAACCGGAGAUACAGUCAUCUCUGUAAAAGAGUCAGGACAUGGCAGUGCCUUUACCUCCAUGUGUCAUCGACUUUGGGACUGGCUACAUGAAGAUCGGUUAUGCUGGAAACACUGAGCCGCAGUUUAUCAUGCCGUCCUGCAUUGCGAUCAGAGAGACAGCUGGAGUUGGAGACCAGGCUCAGAGACGCCUCGUGAAGGGAGUGGAUGAUCUGGAUUUCUUCAUCGGUGAUGAAGCACUCGACAAGCCCAACUAUGCAACCAAGUGGCCCAUCAGGCAUGGCAUCGUCGAGGACUGGGAUCUGAUGGAGAAGUUUAUGGAGCAGGUCAUUUUUAAAUACCUCAGAGCCGAGCCAGAAGAUCACAACUUCCUCGUGACAGAGCCUCCUCUGAACACACCGGAGAACAGAGAAUAUUUAGCCGAGAUCAUGUUUGAAACGUUCAACGUUCCUGGCCUUUACAUCGCCGUCCAGGCUGUUCUGGCUCUAGCAGCCUCGUGGACGUCCAGGCAGGUUGGAGAGCGAACGCUAACAGGAAUCGUCAUUGACAGUGGAGAUGGAGUCACGCAUGCGAUACCUGUGGCAGAGGGCUACGUGAUUGGGAGCUGUAUAAAGCACAUCCCUAUAGCAGGCCGAGACAUCACCUACUUCAUCCAGCAGCUCCUCAGAGACAGAGAGGUCGGGAUUCCUCCAGAACAGUCUCUGGAGACCGCAAAGGCAAUCAAGGAGAGGUUCUGCUACAUCUGCCCAGACAUUGUGAAAGAGUUCACGAAGUACGACACAGACCCAGCGAAAUGGAUAAAGAAAUAUAAAGGCAUCAAUGCCGUCAACAAAAAUGAGUUUCAGAUAGAUGUGGGAUAUGAACGCUUUCUUGGACCAGAGAUUUUCUUCCAUCCAGAGUUUGCCAACCCGGACUUCAUGGAGCCCAUUUCAGAUAUCAUAGAUGAGGUCAUUCAGAGCUGUCCGAUAGAUGUGAGAAGGCCUCUUUACAAGAAUAUAGUGCUCUCUGGAGGAUCCACUAUGUUCAGGGACUUUGGUCGACGGCUACAAAGGGAUCUGAAGCGUGUAGUCGAUGCCAGACUCCGACUCAGUGAGGAGCUAAGUGGAGGCCGGAUAAAGCCUAAACCAAUUGAGGUACAGGUGAUCACGCAUCAUAUGCAGAGAUAUGCUGUCUGGUUUGGAGGGUCCAUGUUGGCUUCCACGCCCGAGUUCUUCCAUGUGUGUCACACAAAGAAAGACUACGAAGAGCACGGCCCCAGUAUCUGUCGACAUAAUCCAGUGUUCGGUAUCAUGUCCUAACGCUGGACUGCGACUGUAGAUGCAGUCCUGGAGUCAGUGCUGUGAUCAUCACUCUACUUAAAAGCAGAAAUGAUUUAGUGUGAGAUCAAAAAGGGAAUAUACUGUAGAAUCAACAGGGAUUUCAUUCAUCACUAAAAAUAUAGACAAGAAGUUCUGUCCUCUUCAGAUUCCUGCACUUGCUGCACCGCUCAGGAUCCAUGUAAGAGAAGCCAUACACGAUGACGGUUUCCUGUGCGUCAAGAUCACUUUUGUGUGAUAUUUGAAAUGAAGUUUUAAGGUUGAUUCGAAUUUAGUCACUUUGCACAUGGCUGGAAGCUUGUUGUGAAGACCGUGUGCAUACAAUAGACACUUCUGUAUUAUGUGAGUAUUUGAAAAUCGGUUUAUAUUUGUAACAGAGGUCAUUGUUUAUGAGACAUGGACAGGAUAAACAGUCACAUUAAACAAUGCAUGGGUGUGAAAUAAUAUAUUUACAGAAGAGAUGGAAGGACAGGAAGGGGAAAUGAUAUUUAUACAAUGUUGAACUAUUUCAGUACAUUUAUAAAUGUAUAAACAAUACAAUUAAAAAUAAUAAUAAUAAUAAUGUUUUUUUUUUUAUAUAGCGCCUUUCUACACACCAAGGUCGCUUUACAAUUAGAAAGCACUUAUAACACAGCAAUUAAUCCUGUUUUUACCCUCAAAUGUACGCUGUUUAAUUAUUUAGUUGAACAGUGGUCUGUGUACAAGCAAUAUGGAUCUCAUUUUAAGCAAAGAUUAAAGGAGAACUCCGCUGUUCAAA
Molecule: messenger RNA, 2241 nt
Organism: Ictalurus punctatus (channel catfish)
Lineage: Eukaryota; Metazoa; Chordata; Actinopteri; Siluriformes; Ictaluridae
Gene: actr3b
Product: actin related protein 3B
Exons: 13
Coding region: 210-1466 (418 amino acids)
Cellular component (GO): actin cortical patch
Molecular function (GO): actin filament binding
Source: RefSeq, a predicted model, not a curated record